CUUUUUUUCAUGUCGAACUGUACAACAGUACCUGUCUAGCUCCAUGUUUUCCCUAUCUCACUGUACAUUGGCACCUGUCUAUCUGCAUGGGGUUUCCAUUCUCACUGUACAUGUGUGCCUGUCUAUCUGCAUGUCUGUCUGUUUUUAAACAGUGCCCGUCUACCUGCUAUUUUCAUGUCUAUCCCUAAAACAGUACCUGUCUUUCUUUUUCCUGUCAAACUUGUACAUCAGUGUCUGUCUAUCUGCAUACUGACCGACCUGCACUUAAUUGCCAGUGUAACUGCAUGUCUAUCUGAACUAAUUGACCGCCUACCGACCUGUAUGUCUUGUCUCGCUGGCCAUACGUCAGUCUGCCAAAGGGGGCAGUGUCGAGCUCCGCUCCACGGGGAGCUCCAUUUUUCAAGAUGUCGUCGCUGGAGCAGAGGCUGUCGCGAAUCGAGGAGAAACUCAAGCAGGAAAACGAAGAGGCUCGGCGGAGUAUGGACCUCAAGAUCGAUUUGAGUCCGCAUAGAUCCCACGCGAGACCAAUCAUCGUGAUCCAGCUCAGUCCUGCUCCAGCUCCUUCCCAGCGUGCAGCCCUUCAGCUGCCCCUGGCCAACGACGCAGGAAGCCGCUCAUCGUCUUCAGAGAGCUCGCCUCAGCACCACCCCUGUCGCCCCAGACACAUGCUCACCCUCCCCACCCCACAGUACGGCCUACAGAAGAGUCUCGAAAAUGCAGAGAUUGACCAGAAAUUGCAAGAGAUCAUGAAACAAACGGGUUAUCUUAAAAUCGAUGGACAGAGGUAUCCAGCCGAAGUGACGGAUUUGAUCAAUGAGGGGGAGAUUGGCAGCGGGACCUGUGGGCAGGUCUUCAAAGUGCGUUUCAAGAAGACUGGUCACGUCAUUGCAGUCAAACAAAUGCGGCGAACAGGCAAUAAGGACGAGAACAAGAGGAUCCUGAUGGACCUGGAUGUGGUGCUGAAAAGUCACGACUGCCCUUAUAUCAUCCAGUGCUACGGUGCCAUAGUUACCAAUACAGAUGUAUUUAUUGCCAUGGAGCUGAUGGGAACGUGUGCUGAGAAGCUGAAGAAGAGAAUCCAAGGCCCCAUCCCAGAACAAAUCUUAGGAAAAAUGACUGUUGCAAUAGUAAAAGCCUUGCUGUAUCUGAAAGAGAAGCACGGUGUAAUCCACCGUGACGUUAAACCCUCCAACAUUCUCCUGGAUGCGAAAGGUCAGAUCAAACUGUGCGACUUUGGCAUCAGCGGACGCCUCGUCGACUCCAAGGCAAAGACUCGCAGCGCCGGCUGUGCUGCAUACAUGGCGCCCGAGAGAAUAGACCCUCCUGAUCCCACCAAACCCGACUACGACAUCCGAGCGGAUGUAUGGAGCCUUGGCAUCUCUCUGGUGGAGCUGGCCACAGGACAGUUUCCCUACAAGAAUUGCAAGACAGAUUUUGAGGUUCUGACCAAAGUGCUGCAGGAAGACCCCCCUCUGCUGCCUCUUAGCAUGGGAUUCUCCCUCGACUUCCAGUCCUUCGUCAAAGAUUGCCUCACUAAGGAUCACAGAAAAAGGCCAAAAUACCACCAGUUGCUGGAGCACAGCUUCAUCCGACGCUACGAGGUGCUGGAGGUGGAUGUGGCCGGUUGGUUCCAGACGGUGAUGGAUCGCACCGAGUCGCCUCGCAGCAGCCAAUGUUACAGCCAUCAGCACCAGCUCCACUCCUCGCUCUUCAGCAGGUAGCCUGCAGAGAACCCCUCGCCCGCCCUUAGCUCAGCUGUCCUCCCUAAUGUAGUCUAGCCUCAGCCUAAAGAAGCUAAGCCUAGCCUUAGACUCUGUCCACCGAAGAAGCCCUCAAAGAGUGGGAGGAUGAUGAUGAUGACGACGACGACGACGAGAGAUUUUUUUUGGGACGGCCGAUCUGACGGAGGGAGGGACUGAUGGAUGGAUAGCAUGUUCAAUCUGGACAGGCAGACAUGGGAGGGAGAUGUGCACUGUAGUUAGUUCGCUGCGUUUGUGCGCAGCUACAGUCAUUAUCAUCACACCUUCGUAAACGUGUCACUUUUUCGUAGUCGCUUAGCAACGAGUGUUAUCCAAGCCACUGUUACGUGUAUGUGUUGAGUUUGUCCAGAUAUGAAUACAUGGUCAGGAGUCAUCAAUAAUUUUGAAUACUGGAGAAAACUUCAUUUAUUUCACUACUUCAAUUAAAAAAAGUGAGACUCAUUGUAUAGAUUCACUACUCACAGUGAAUUAUUUCAUGAUUUUUUUUUUUAUAAUUUUGAUUGUAGAUUACAGUUCACGAAAACCCUCAUCUCAAGAAAUCAGGAUAUUACAUAACCGAUCAAAAAUGUUUUUUUAAUAUUGGAAUAAGGUUGGAUUUGGUGCUGUGUGUUUAAGGAAUCAAGAGUUUCACUUUUUGAAUAGAAACCUUUCUACAGUAUUCCAAUUUAUUGAUUUGCAACUCUAUAUUGUCCAUCUUAUUAAGUCUUUUAGUCCAAAACACAGAACUCAUUAGUGAUAGCCUCAUUUUUAAUACCAAUUGAUCAGCUUCCAUGUGAAUCCAUGUUUCAGCUACGCAUUUGGGAGGGAAAACACUGAAAAAAAUUAGUCUUGUAUUCUAACCUUGUUUUGUUGUUCGUCCAUAAUGAGUUAGCUGAGCUGAGAGGAGAUGGAAGGAAACUGGUGGAUUGGAAAAGAAAGUCGUAUUGAUGGCUGUUUGGAGGAUUGUUAACUUGCAGUGUUGCUUUUUCCGCAAGGAGACGUAGAACGCAGAUAUUUAAUAUGUGCAAAGAAAUAGAAAAGUGGGUGGAUGGAUGUCAUCAACUGUGGAGCAUAUGCCGACUCCACUUGGUUGUCUACCUCGUCCUCUCUGUCUGCCUCCGCUGUUGAGUGUUUUCCAGACCAAAGGUGAUUGCGGUUGCGAGGUGGAGACUCAAAAGACGCGUUACGGUGCAAUAACAGUCAACUAUUUCCAUUAAUAGUCAUGUUCAAACGAAGCAGCGGUUACUUGCAUAUGUUCUUAAACCACAGUCAAACUGGCAAUUAUAAAAUGUAUCAUCAUGUGUCAACCACACUUUGUGCUAGAGAUGAUAGUCAAGACAGAUUGCUCAUGCAACUGGACGAAACGAGCAUUUUGAGGUGAUUUUAGUGAUAAUUUACUUACUAAAUGACUAAACUUGAUUGAACAGGACUUUACACAUGUACACGCAGCAUUCUCAAAGACAUAAGCUGUUCUCACCACAAUUUUUAGUAUGAAAUCUUUCUAAAAGUUAAACAUUUUCUCCUAAAAUAUACUUUUACCAAUAUCGAACGACUCUUACAAUGUAUGCUACACACUGAAAAACAAUAUCUUUAAAGUCCCUGUAACGUGAACAAAUGACUUCUACCCUGCCAAAUUUGAAUCUUUAAAUAAAUAAAUAAAUAAAUAAAUCAGCAAGUAUAGAAAAAGAGGCUUCAAAAAAAUAAGGCACAGUCUCUACUCACAAACACGUGAAACCACUCCCCACUAGCCACCAGCUGGCUUGCGACCUAACAGGCUUCCGAGGAUCGUGUCGGCCGGGAGACGGGCGGCAUCACCUCCUCGUUUGAGAAUUUAAAUAAUGACACCAUGCUGGUUCUAUUAAUUGUGGGGUCAAGGCAUAGCUGGCAAGCUCACUGCAUGCUGUAGUGGCAUUAAUGGGCCUAGUAAUAACUAAGUAACUUGUGAUUGCACCGGAUAAACAUUGUGAACGAAGGCGUCCAAGUUAUUAUAUACCGUAGUCGGGGACGGGGGACUCAUGCCAGAUGCUCAAAUUGAGUCACUGGGUGCUGUUCAAGGCACGCCUCAAAAAUCUGGGAAACUGAAAUGAUGAGAAACAGUUCUGCGCUGUAUCUCCAGAAUUCAGCACUGCGUAGUGCUCAGUCUUUGCACGUUUUCGGCAAUUAUCCUUCACAAAUCUCUGAAUUCACUUUACAGGCGUUUUAAUAGGGUUGACAAUUGCGGAGGCAAAAUAUUGACAUAACGUGGUUCCGAUAUCAUAUGGUGAUAUUUUGCCAACGAUAGCAUCAGGAUACACUGAUUGGGGGGGAAACGCCUACUAUGUAACUGAACGGGCAACUAGUAGACUAAGCAUACAUUAAAAUUAAAUAAUUGAAAUAUUAUUUUUCUCUUAAAAAUAUAGUCCAUGAUGAGCUGAUUUGUCCCUUUUUUUUUAAGAGUAUGAAAACAAUAUUCACAUCUAAGUACUUUAUGAAAGCAUAAUGUAAUUGCUGUAUGUUGUAUAUGUACAUCUAAUGUCUUGAAAAUACAAUAAUUACAGCUGGCCAAGUAAAACCCCUUUUUCUUUAUAUACAAAGUUCAUGAUAUCAUUUAAGCAUUGGUUGUAGAUUUUACAUUGAAAUUUGUAUAAUUCAUAAAUUAAUGCUGAAUUUGCGCUGAAUAUCUUUCUGCUAAUGUUUAGUAAUUCAAAAACAAUUUAUUAUUUCAGAAAAACGUGUUUUCAGUCAAGCCAAUAUUGGUUGUUUAUUCACUAAUUUUAUGUCCUGAUUUAAGUGUGAUAUCCUACAAAGUUUUCAUGAGAAUAGUCUUUAUCGAGACUUCAUAUAUCGACUUGUUGUUUAGCAUUGCGUGUAAACAUGUAUGUGGUUUUUCUACAAUUAAGGCUGUUGAGGAUUGUUGAAUUAAUAUAGUGAAGACUUGACUAGGCACCAAAGCAAAUCACUGAGAGAGACACAGAAGUGACUAGUGGUACUGAACGAGCCAGGAAACAGUUAAGUGUCAGAAAGAGAGAGAGAGAGAGAACGAUGAGAUGUUGAAAAGAUGGCAGUAAAGAUGAGCGGAAAUGGAAGGAGAGGUAAGGUUGUUGAGAAACUGCAAGUGUGAGACAAAGACAAAUGAAGUUAAGUACGUGCUAAAAGAGAGGAAACUGAGGAGAAAACAUCCGCUGUACAAAGCUUUCAUGGUGUUACACCAACAUUUUUUCGAGCUAGUUGAUGAUUGUUGUUCCGUUCAAACUAUUUAUUGACUGCUGCUACUAUUUUUAUUUUUUAUUUUAAUUGUGUUAAUUGCUAUAAAGACGCUGCUGUCACUUCUUUUUCCCCAAAGGACAAAAUACUUUUGCCAAAAAAGUGAACUCCAAUGCAAAGUCUGCACGUGUUUUUACCAAAUACUGACGAGAAGAGCACGUGUUGAGGAAGGCGAAAAGCGAGUGAGAGAAAAGCACUAACUCAUGACACAAUGUAACCGCUCGUCACCUCACAUCGUGCGACUAAUGCAAGUCAUUACACCGUAGGCAGGUUCAAGGUUGUCUGUCUGUCCAGAUGCUUUAGGUCAUGUCCAUCCACUGCAAGCUUGACAACUGCACACCAAAGGUGUCCACAACCCCAUAAAUACAUUAUUGUAACAACUCUGAUAUGAAAUUUCUCUAUAGCGCAUUUAAGUGGCUAAAGGGGGCGCUGUGGUGCAGCAGUGCCCCCCUUUGUGUGAUGUUUUAUGCUCUACAGAGGGAGACUGGCACACUAUAACACACAACGGGGGGCCGAGCAGUCCAAAGAAAACUGGCAUUACUGGAGUUCCGUAACAGGAAGUCCACCAUCCCAUUUUGGCUUCACUGGAUGUCAGAAAUCUUGAUGGCACCAAAGUGAUACAUGGCUCAAUUUACUGUUAAUCCAGUCAUGCCAAAACAAGAAUGGCAUUCAGGAGAGUGCAGAGCAAUCUUAAAAUUGUACAAUUUAUUGAUAUUAGCAUGUCAGCAUUUUCAGGCACAGAGCCCUAUCGCAACUUGUGAAAACCAGUAAUGCCCCCGUCAAAGGGUUUAUAAUUGCCUAUAGGUGCCACUAGAUGGCGACAAAGCACUGCUUUUGUCUAAAGAAGACGCCUCAACUCACUAACAUAGUGCCUUGGCGCCAAAGUUAAUUUUGCGGCAUGAGUGUAAAAGCAAAUAGCUGAGUGAGUUCUUUAGUAGAUAACAGAGGGUAGGUUUAAUAAAAUAAAAAAAUCAGCGGGGGUUCACUAUAUGUGUUAAUCACUACGAAAUUAGAUGAAUCAUAACUUUUUUUUUUUUUUGUUACCGUCACAUUGCACAGAACGGAUGCCUCCACCAAAUAGGAAGACAGUGUGACUUAAGUGCUAUCUUACAGAUUGUUUUCUUGUAGUUAUUAUUUAUGACGACCAUCAUUAAAUUAGUUGGUUAAAUGAUUAACAACCUAAACAAAUGAUUUCAACUGAGCAGUUGACAGGAUUUCACAAAAAAACCUAGCGAAUGUCAACGAAAUUGUGUCAAAUGAAGAGCGUUGCAUUUCGGUGCAGAUUUCAAUAAAGCUGUGAGUCAAGAGAAUUUACCUCACCUUAUUACUGUCCACUUGCAUUGGGGCCUGAGUUUGGAAUGUAAGAAUGUUGCCUGUGGAUGGUUUUAGGAGUGACUUCCAACUGUUUCUGAUACAACCCCACUGCAAUUGCAGUUAAAAAUAACCCAACUCGUACAACCCCGGUCAGCUUUUAGAGCUGGUGGUGGCCGCUUUCAAAUGUUAUAUAUGGGAAACCCCUGUUUUAAGAUUUGCAUACUGAAUUGACCCGAACAAUUACAAACAUUUUACCCAUCCAUGAUUGAUCAUAGCGUUCUGAGUCUUGACAAUUUCAGGGAAGCCAAAGGGCACCCUAAUGGCUCUCAUUGAUACAAAAUGAAGAUGAGAUCCAGUGGUGUUGUCAGCUCGGCCCCUUUGUCUACUUUUACUCUGACGAAUAUUGACUUGACUUUAAAGACACGGUUUACGUCCACGGGGCUGACGUGUACAAAAAGUACAUUCAGGUGCUCUGCAUCCAGUUAUGAAUGACACCGGAUGCGUGUCCUCCCCCCAACCCCCGCGUGUGGACCCAGUCUCCCACUGUCUAACCUUGUUUAGUUUAUAAGCUGAUGUGCACCAACACAUGCUCUAUGUGCUACUCGGAUUGUAGAACGGGGUGGGCCCAGUACGGACCCAUCUGAUCUAGUAGGGCUCUUGGAGGACUUUGUAAAAUCUAGGAAGAAGCUCCCUCACCCCUGAUGUAGAGACACCAAAUAUUUAAAGUGAUCCCACCCUGGCUUGAUGUGUAUAUUAGCUCGCCGGCGUGUAUAUAAACAAUGAAGCUAGCUGCUAGCGCCUACCUGAGCUGUGCCUUGGCGUCCAGCAGCUGUCUCGCCGAGCUCUCUCUUUCGCUCUGUGUAUUUGUGUAUUUUAAAUCCCAUCUGUAAGUAAACCAAAUAUCAUCGUCACUAUGCAGUCAUGCAAAACCAUGUUGGCUUGCUACGAGCGGUACAUUAUAAUGAGACUCCCACCCUCUUAGUGCAACACACAGCAAGUUUUCAAUGAGCUGACAUAUUUAAGGAUUGUAUUAGGGUGGGAGGGAUUUUGUGUGCUUGGUUUUUUUUGGGGGGGGCGGGGUAGAUCAAUGCUGUAAAAGCAGGGGUAGGGAACCGACAGACCCUGGGUCAUAUACAGUGGGGGAAAUAAUGAUUUGAUCCCCUGCUGAAUUUGUGAGUCUGCUCACAAAGAAAUAAACAGUCCAAUUUCUGUGCGUGUUCAGUAAUUGUAAUAGACAGACAAAACACAAAACGCAUGCACGUGCAUUUUGAGUGAAAGUACUAAAAGUAUAAAACGAAAGAUGUUUUAUUCACCUUGUGAGGGAAAUCAAAUUGUCACAACAGCUAUAUUCACAGUUGCACAUCUAAUAAUACCAACAAAGUACAAACAAGUAAAAGUCAGCAUUGAGGAGGAACUUUGAAAUGUUUAUGAAGCAAGAAAAAAAAGGAUGUUGCAUGUUUGUAUGCGAUAAGUAAUAUACAUUGGUGCCUAAACAUACGAGUCUAAUUUGUUCCGUGACAACACUCUCUAAUCAUCCUUGCCCUUUGAAAUUAAUGGCAAUACCAUUAAUCCAUUACAGCCCCCCCCAAAGAUUUUUUUGUUUUUUUUUUAAUAAGAAAAAUGUCACUGUUAUAUUUUAAGAACAUACAGUAAUGACAUAAUUCCAUACAAUUAUGAAGAAUUCAGCAGUUUUUGUCACAAUCUUAUUUAACUCUAUGAAAUGCACAGUUUUUUUUUUAAUGUAUUUUGACUGAUCUUUCGUUACCGUGAUCAAUAAACAAUGCAAAGAUAUUGGAGACUGUUAAUUUCUAUGUAAGUGAGCAAACUUAGCAAUUCAGGAGGGGAUCACAAGUAUUUUAUCUGGCCUUUCAUUCAAUAGUAAAACGCAUAUACAGUGGGUACGGAAGGUUUUCAGACGACCUUAAAAAUUUCACUCUUUGUUAUAUUGCAGCCAUUUGUUAAAAUCAUUUAUUUUUUUUACUCAAUGUACACACAGCACCCCAUAUUGACAGAAAAAAACGGAAUUGUUGAAAUAGCCAUAAGUAUUUAGACCCUUUGCUGUGACACUCAUUGAACUCUGGUGCUGUCCAUUUCUUCUGAUCAUCCUUAAAAUGGUUCUACACCUUCAUUGGAGUCCAGCUGUGUUUGAGUAUACUGAUUGGACUUGAUUAGGAUAGCCACACCCCUGUCUAUAUAAGACCUUACAGCUCACAGUGCGUGUCAGAGCAAAUGAGAAUCAUGAGGUCAAAGGAACCGCCUGAAGAGCUCAGAGACAGAAUUGUGGCAAGGCACAGAUCUGGAGAGGAUCUGCAAGGAGGAAUGGCAGAUGAUCCCCAAAUCCAGGUGUGAAAAACAUCAUUCCCAAAAAGACUCCUGGCUGUAUUAGCUCAAAAGGGUGCUUCUACUAAAUAUUGAGCAAAGGCUCUGAAUACUUAUGGCUGUGUGAUAUUUCAGUUUUUCUUUUUUUAAUAAAUCUGCAAAAAUUUCAACAAUUCUGUUUUUUUUCUGUCAAUAUGGGGUGCUGUGUCUACAUUGUAGAAAAAAAUGAACUUAAAUGAUUAUAGCAAAUAGCUGCAAUAUAAAAAAGUGAACAAUUUAAGGGGGUCUGAAAGCUUUCCGUACCCACUGUAAAACUAAUUUAAUCCACAAACCCUCUUGAUAUGUAAAAAUAAACAAUCACUGCAUUAAUGUAAAAAAGGUUCCUCCCCCUGCCGUGAAGUCUAUCAAGUGCACGUCAUUGUCACAGCUGUAACUGCCGUUCUUUUGUUCCCAUUACUUUUUUUUGGGGGGGCCAGAAAUGUUGAAUUAUUAAGGUCUCGUAUGAAGCUCAUAAUUCCACCUCUCUCUCUCUCUGUCUCUCUCUCACUCUCACAGUGUUUGUUAGAAAACUUUUGUCUGUUUUUUGCCCCCACUUAGCUGUUGUAUGCGUGUACCAAAAGUGUAUUGACGGUGAUGAUUAUUAUUUUAUUUAUCCUUUAUUUUGUGUUUUUUUUAUUUUUUAAAUGAUCAUUGUUAUUUGAUGAUUCAUAUGAUUUAAGGUUUUAAUAUUAUUGUAUUAUGAGUUUAAUUAUGGCUACUAUUCAGGGCAAAGAAGACACCAAAUUGAACAAAUAGAUACUAAAUACACAGUGGAACCUCCAAAGUUGAAGUGUGACUGCUCAGUACAAUAUGAGCUAUAAUUAUUAAAUAUCAAUGACAUACACAUUCAUGGUUAAAGUUUGGGUAUUUUUGCUUUGUUUUAGUUUUAUUAUACAGUGGCUAACUUCUAUUUAUUACUGCUAUAAACUAUUAUGUUAAAAUGUUACUUAAAGCAUUACAUGUACGCUUAAACGAUUUAGUGAUGUUUCACGUAACAUUAUUUUCACAUAAUUUUUUGAAUGAGGGAAAAAAUGUUUGAAUUCAGAACUUGAACAGAACAGAUUUAACUUCAGAGGUUCCACUGCAGGUGAUAGCCUGGUGGAUUCUAGCCGCCACUUCAACUCAACUUUAAAAGGUAUUGUUGUGCAUUGAUUCGACAUCUUGAUCAUUUUGACUCAUAGCCCCAAUAUGGGUUAUAAAUUGUGUGUGCUGUUGCUUUAUUUGCUCCCCUGCUCCACAAAUACACCCUUGCCCGGCUUAUGAUUUGACAUAAGUUUUUUAAUGCUGUGUUAUGAUUAUUUUUCUAUUCUUCCUGGUUUGUUUGAUGCUGUAGUAAGUGAAUUGUUUGGUCAAGUACAAGAGCAUUUGAGCUUUUCUUUUGUUUUCCGAAAGCUGUCAUGACUGAUGUUGCACUUGUAAUGUUUAUAUUUUAUUAUUAUGAUUAUUAUUUUUGUUGGUGUCUUGCGUUGCAGACUGCCCCCCUCUUAUUUUUUUAAAGAGUCACAACAGUUUUGUCUUAUUUAUCUGUGACACGGGAAGAUCAUCAUUCAACAGUGUAUUUUCUUCACUGAUUUAUAUUUAUUAUUGAUGUGUGUCUUUUGAUUUUGGUUUGUUGUUAUGCCUUUUUUUUUUUUUUUUUAACAUGACUUGAGAGGCGAGCAGUCAAAAGUAUAUCAUUAUUGUAAUAAUAUACUGAAAUACAACACAGUCGGGACAUUUAUCUUUACUGGCUUAAAUUCCUCCAUUUUAUUUACCGUUUACCCAUGCAAACAAAGGUUCACCCAAUUUGGAACUUUGCUCAAUUUGUAUUUUAUUUUAAAAGCCUUCUUCCUGCUUAUGCUGACUCUUUUGAAAUUCCGAUUUAUUAUCAUUAUUAUUGUUUGUUUGUUUGGCUGUGGCUUUACGUUCGUAGUUUUCACAACAAAAACAAGAGAAACAACAUACUGUUAGUUCCCCUUUUUUGGCACCAUGAAAAUGUACCAAGUCUCACAGCUUUACUGCCCCUAUUAUUAUUUUUUUAUUUUAUUGCUGUAUGUCACCUCAGCCUGCAUCCCUGUCUCAUUUCAAAAAGAACAAAUGCCAUUAUAUUGUGAAUACCUCAGGAUUCUUUUGAUGAGAAAAACAACAAUAAAACACCAAAAAAUCAAAUUAAAGAAACUCAUAAGUUGUCUUUUUUAUUUUUUAUUUAUUUAUUUUAUUUUUAUUUUUUUUACUUCCAGGUCUAAAAACUUUAACCCCCCCCCCCCCCCCAAAAAAAAUAGUGUUAUCACAUUAGUAUUACAUAUGUUGCUGUGUUGGGAGUCCUUGUUCUAAACUGGAGGCAAGAACAUUGUAAUGUAUUUUUUGUCCACAAGAGGGGGCACGUUAGAGGCGGAAAAAGGCAGUACAUCACAGGAAGUGUUUCUUUGUGUAUUUAUUUUUAUUUCGUUUGGGAUGAUGUAACCUGCCUCUCAUCCCAAAGUCAGCUGGGAUAGGCUCCUGCUCACCCAUGACCCCAAUGUGAACAAGCUAUUUGGGGAGACUGUUACUAAAGAGUUGUGUGUAAAACUAUCCCUCUAUUCAUGUGCCAAUCCCACUCCCCCCCUCACUUGUCUCUUUACUGUAACUUUCCAGUUACCUGUAGAACAUGACUGCACAUGCUCCUCACUAAUGCAAGCUUACAUAACACUUGAUUUUUAGUACUUAUUUUGUGUGCGCGCUGCAUUGCAUUGCUCUAUACACUGAUGUUCUAUCCAAA
Phyllopteryx taeniolatus (common seadragon) is the source of this 11391-nucleotide messenger RNA. RefSeq names its product mitogen-activated protein kinase kinase 7 (gene map2k7). The coding region runs from base 405 to 1721 and encodes 438 amino acids. The transcript is spliced from 12 exons. The record is from RefSeq and is a predicted model, not a curated record. Lineage: Eukaryota; Metazoa; Chordata; Actinopteri; Syngnathiformes; Syngnathidae. Gene Ontology annotation, molecular function: protein kinase activity; ATP binding. Gene Ontology annotation, biological process: protein phosphorylation.